GUCUGUUCUCUGUGGUUGAGUAGAAGUGACGCCACAGUUGUGAAGCCAGGGGUAGACUGAAGUACAUAGUUUGGUGAAGAUGGGAGUUAUACCACAAAAGUCAUCUCAGUGGUAGAGGCACACGACUUGGAUAAAUGGUUUGAUUCAUAUCACGUUACAGUCUGGGCUAUUGACAACGGUAUUCACCCAAGGACAUUCCACCAAGCCAUUUUGGACAAGCAAAUCCUGCAGAGUGAACCCGUGUUCUGUGCCAGUGUACACACUGUUCAAGUCAAGCUGGAGUGCUGAUAUGAGUAUACUAUAGUAUGUCACUCGAACAUUAUCACGGAGUUUCUCCAAGUCCAUAAUCUACAUAUAUGCCUGUUCAAGUAUUUACUAAUGGCUAUCAACGUUCCCCGAGGGCCUCCUUGGGUCUAGUGUUGUAAUUACACUACAUGAAAGGUAAACCAUUCUGUAAUAUAAUAGUAGUUGAUGUGGGCCAGCGAACACUCAUGUGCGAUGUUAGUCGGUCACGCCAUGGUGUGACAGGAUAUGUAAACAUGGCGUAACUGGACUCUUCCCUAUCAGACAAACACUACCCAACAAAGGUCACUACAAAGACAAGGCAUAUUCAUUCAUAUUGUGUCGAUACAUACCUGGUUAUGCUGUGGUAGUGUUUGUGAUAUUGAAGUCACCCUCACGAUGGAUACCAUAGCUGAUAGAACUGCUAUAUCUACCAAUGGUCGGCUUGGAGCAUACUUGGACGUACCCCAGUUGUUAGAAGUAGAUACUGAGACGAAACUUAGAAACAUAAUCAGGCAUAGAUUAGGUAAAUGUAUAAAUCUCGACCAGAGUGUCUCAGACUUGACGGGUGGCUCAACCGGUAAUGUAUCGCCGUGUGAGCUUUGUGUCCAGGAGCGUCUGUCUGAAGCGUCAACGCACGGGCGUUUUGAUGGUGAGAUGACUCUACCAGAUUCUGCAAGAAACAUGGCGUGCAGGGGACGUGGAAGAGGCAGACGACAAUCUCUGAAGGAAUCGGAAAUGUACACAUGUCCCAGGAGGUCCUCUAACAACAACUGGGACGCGUCCUUUAAAUUCACCAAAGAAGAACUCAGCGCCUUCCUCCCACGACGGAGUUUCUUCAACUGCCAUGACAAGGCCCUGAAGGAUGCAGGAUAUGACACAGGCACAUCUUCCAAGAAACAGGAACCCAAGCGCCAAACAAAGAGUGACUUAAAAGACAUUAGACGGGACAGUGUUGUCAGUGAAAGGAAAGUGUCCGUCAUUUCGAAGUGCGACGAGAGUGAAAUAUUAUUGCCUGAAAUCGUCAUAACUCAAACCGAAGACGGUCAGGAUAAACAGAUUCAUGACGGAUCAAGGCCUAAUUCUCCUGCUACGAACGACGGCAAGGGAAGACCUCUUCCAUCAAAAACCAAACUGGCUAGAAGGAAGAUGGAGGACGAUUUCAAUAAGAACGCACACAAGGCUGUAACGGAGUAUUUGAGACACGUGAAAGAAAAUCCAGCUGAAUACAUUGACCAGAUCAGGCGUCUUGAAGCUGCCUCUGUCGAAACGAAGCCAGUUGAGAGACUGAUAAAGACUGCCAUGAUCUACCAGAGAGGGCAGCAUGGCCAGUCGCGGUCCUCGCUCGUAGUGCGAGCGUCACAUGAUCUGACACUGAGAUACACUGACCCGGGACAGUGGCAGACUGCAAACAAAGAAAGGAACCAGGCAUUUACCUUCGGGAAGAAAGAAUCUUCUUUGGCGAAGCCUGGACAAGAUGGCGACAAGGAAAGUAAACCGGAAACAGACGAAGGAAAGACGGAACUGGAUAGAUGUCGCUUCAAGGCCGAGAAGUGGAUGAAGACGGUGCCGAUGUUUCAGCAGCUGCGUGCCCGCCAGAUGGCGCUGGAGGAGGUAGGGGAGGAGGAUGGGGAGGUGUCCCAGUGGUGGGAAUUUCUCAGAACCUGCAACUACCUCAGAAGGUAUGAUAUACCAGACACUGAAGGUCAGCAUAAAUGAUACGGCCAGACACUACUGAGUGUCUCUGGACUCUGGUAGCCUAGUGGUAAAGGUGUUCGGUCGUCAUGCCAAAGACCCGGGUUCGAUUCCCCACAUGGGUACAAUGUGUGAAGCCCAUUUCCAGGUCGUGAUAUUGCUGGAAUAUUGCUAAAAGUGGCGUAAAACUAAACUCAUUCACUCUGGACCUAAACUUUCUGGUCAUCGCUCAUAAAGAUGAAGACUUUUCCAUUCAUAUUACUAGUUUAUAAUGUGGAUGGAACUGGGGAGACAAAGGCUAUACUGCAACACAAACACUUGUGCACACAUAUGUGAGCAUUAGAACCAGUUGAAUCGUAAUGAGCAAGCAAUUAUACCAAUGGCCAACCCACCGAUGGGAAAUUGUGUCUCAGGCAAGAUCUGAUAUGAAUCACGUGUUAUGAUUCCUCCUUAUCCGAAGAACUGACUGACUGAGUUUGGUUUUACGCCGCUUUUAGCAAUAUUCCAGCAACAUCGUCACGGCGGGGA
This is a messenger RNA of Haliotis rubra (blacklip abalone), 2505 nucleotides long. RefSeq lists its product as uncharacterized. NCBI's taxonomy places the organism in Eukaryota, Metazoa, Mollusca, Gastropoda, Lepetellida, Haliotidae. The coding region runs from base 682 to 2001 and encodes 439 amino acids. The transcript is spliced from 2 exons. The record is from RefSeq and is a predicted model, not a curated record.